This is a messenger RNA of Penaeus monodon (black tiger shrimp), 1409 nucleotides long. RefSeq lists its product as uncharacterized. NCBI's taxonomy places the organism in Eukaryota, Metazoa, Arthropoda, Malacostraca, Decapoda, Penaeidae. The record is from RefSeq and is a predicted model, not a curated record.
UAGUGGACGGAGACCUUUUGUGACUCUCGUGAGAAAUAAUUGAGAGAUAAUUCAUUUGUGAAACUUGUUAGGGAUUACGUGUGAAUAUUUUUUUGCAAGUGAGUGAGAAUUAAAAAGGGUGAAAUGAAAGAUAUAUAUUAGGGAACAUUUUUUUUUUUUUUCAAGAACAAGCUAUUGAGACGGAACACGUGUAUAAAAUACAGAUGGAAGCCUUGUUCUGAUAGUUGUCAGCCAUGCAGACGAAAAACGUAAAUGUGGCUCAACCAACAGCCAACAAAAAUGAGAAGAACGCCGUAGCAGCUGCAACAGUGAACGUGGCGCACCAAAAUGGCCAGGCAGUGAACGGCUCGGCAGUGAACGGCUCUGGGGUCAGUGUCGCUGCUCUGAACGGCCAGACGAGUGUCCCCAUCAUGAACGGCAUGAACGUGAACAACCACUCCCACACGAUGAACGGCACCGCAGCCAACAGCAUGGCCAUGAACGGCAGCCUCAUGAACGGCGCGGGAAUGAACGGGCAGAUUACGUCAUCGCCAGCCUCGCCCUAUCAGCACCUGCCGGUCACCUCGACCAAUCAGCAUCUCGUUGUCUCCUCGCCCUAUCACCCCGUGACGUCAGCGAAUCAGCUGAUUGGUUCUUCAUCGGUGACGUCAGCGAAUCAGCUGAUUGGAUCCUCAUCGGUGACGUCAGCGAAUCAGCUGAUUGGGUCUUCAUCGGUGACGUCACCUUACCAGCCCCCUCCCCUCCCCCCCCGCGUCGGGACUCACCGCCCAGCUGCCGACCUUCCGCAGGCGUCGCACCCGCCUCCCUCAGGAGGCGUGCACAGCGUGUACAAACCUGUACCCCCCCCGAAGCCGUACAGCAGCUCAGCAUCCGCAGCACACACGGGGCCCGGCGCUGCCCUCAGCACGGAGGGGUCGGCGCUGCAGGCAGGCCCCCCCCCCUUGCUGCCCCACAUUCUCGUCACGGAUCAGGGGCAUUUCCACACGCACUCGACGAAGUUUCCUAUCGAGACCAAGGAGGGCCCCGUCAGCCUCUUUGCCCGCAGCCCACCUCGCCUCUCCGCGGGGCGCUCGGCCACCCUCGGUCGCGGCGUGGGCGGGGUCUCUGACCUGACCGCCGCGAUGGGCGUGCCGGCGAAGGGCAGCACCUUACCACGCUCCACUCGCAUGCCAUCGCUACUCGAUCUGAGGCCGCCCGCGCACUCAGCCGCCGCGCCUCACACCCACACGCAUCACGCCCACGGGCCGCCUCACUCCCACGGGACCGCGAGCGUCGAGGACCGAGACCAGCUGUUGGGCGCAGACCAGCGGCCGCCACGCUAUCUCGACGGCAUUGACAACCCCGCUCUCGUGGACGACGCUUCAGAAAAUGCAGAUAGUUAUUCGUUUAUGGAAAGUGUUAUUAUAUGA